AUGGCGCCCGCGAAGCAGAAAGCCCAGAAGAUGUCUAUCGGCACCUUCCUGGCCGAUGAGAGCCUUGGCUCCUGGGCCGACGAGAUGGAGGAUAUGCCUUUGCCUGUCUCUUCCACAUGCGAUAAGGAUGACAAGGCUAAAGAUGCAAUAGCUCCUCCUUCCAUGUCCAGCUACGGAGGCGACCGCCGCGGCGCUGGCCCUCUUUCCGGUGGAUUCGGCAAUGGCUUUAAUGACCGCGAACGUGGUGGAUAUGCGAUCAGAGAGCCUCUCCCACUUCCUACUCAACCCCCUUACACCGCUCACGUUGGAAACCUUUCUUUUGAGGCGACCUCGGCCGAUAUCAACGACCUGUUUGCUGGAUGUGGUGUGACGAACGUCCGUAUCGUUGAAGAUAAGUUGACAAGAAGCCCCAAGGGCUUCGGCUAUGUUGAAUUUGAGACUGUCGACGGCUUGAAGAAGGCCCUUGACCUCUCAGGUACCACGCUUCAGGGAAGAGCGAUUCGUGUCAGCAUCGCUGAGCCCCCCAAGGAGCGCGAUGUCAAGGAGCUUGACUGGACUCGCAAGGGCCCCUUGCCCGCGCCCGACCAACCUCCCCGUCGUGUGCCCGACCGCUCGACUUUCGGACGGAACCUCGACAACCUCUCCGAUGCCGGCAGCGAACGUGCCAGUGGUCGUCGCAACUUCGAGUCGGAUGGAAAGGUGCGCGAUUUCGGCAACUGGGAGCGCAAGGGUCCUCUUUCUCCAGUGACUGGACCAGUCAGAGAAGGUGGCCGUCCUCGCAGCAACGAAGGCCCCGGGUUCAGAAGAAGCUCGCCCGCUUGGGGUGAGGGACGCUCUCAGGAUGGCUCGAGACCCCCGCGCCGUGAAUUCCAGGAGCGCGCACCCACUGCCGCCGAACUUGAUAACUCAUGGAGAGCCAGAAUGCGCCCCGAUCAGGCCCCUGCCAAGGAACCCAGUAACCCUCCCUCUCCCGCUGCCUCCCCCGCCGCCCCUGCUGCCCCCGCCGCUCCCGCCUCUCGCCCUAAGUUGAACCUCCAGAAGCGGACUGUCGCCGACACUCCGUCCAGCCCCGCUGCCAGCACUGACUCGAAGGCUAGCCCAUUCGGUGGUGCUCGGCCCAUCGAUACUGCCGCCAGGGAGAGACAAGUUGAGGAGCGUCGCCAACUAGCGCUCCGUCAGAAGAAGGAGGCCGACGAGAAGGCCAAGGCCGAGAAAGCCGAGAAGCAGCGCCAAUCCAAGGAGCAGGCCAAGAGCGAGAAGCCUGUGCCAGCCGCCGAUCCCAACGGCAAGGACAGCAUGGAUAUCCCUCAGGGCGCAAAGAACUUCGAGAUCCUCCGGCAGGCCGGUGAGGAUGAAAGCGGUGCUACCGAACAAGCCCAAUCGGAAGAAGCUCCUGCCGCUGCUGCGGGUGACGAGGCCUCGAAACAGGCUCCCGCUGGCAAGGCGAACGGUAACUGGCGGAGCGGGGGUCCUGCUCAGCCCGCCGAGGCUGCCGCAGACGAAGAAGGCUGGAGCACUGUGAGCUCGAGGCAACGCAACAACCGUCGUGGGCAGUCUGGACGUACAUUCGCAUAG
Molecule: messenger RNA, 1575 nt
Organism: Aspergillus pseudoviridinutans
Lineage: Eukaryota; Fungi; Ascomycota; Eurotiomycetes; Eurotiales; Aspergillaceae
Product: translation initiation factor 4B
Exons: 6
Coding region: 1-1575 (524 amino acids)
Molecular function (GO): RNA binding
Source: RefSeq, a predicted model, not a curated record